Molecule: messenger RNA, 1636 nt
Organism: Dendroctonus ponderosae (mountain pine beetle)
Lineage: Eukaryota; Metazoa; Arthropoda; Insecta; Coleoptera; Curculionidae
Product: caveolin-2
Exons: 3
Coding region: 210-668 (152 amino acids)
Biological process (GO): caveola assembly
Cellular component (GO): caveola
Molecular function (GO): molecular adaptor activity
Source: RefSeq, a predicted model, not a curated record
UGAAAAAAUCGAUACUACGUGAUGUAAAUAUAAUAUGCAAAUGACCAUAAUAGCGUUGGCGCAGGAAAUUUAGAACUUGUUGAUUUUCCAUUUUACUCUUGCGUGUGACCUAAGGGGUAAUUGGAGCUUGGACCCAAGGGGUGAAUAUUCUCUUCGGCUUUAAGUAAGCAGUUGAGAUUCGUGACCCUUGUAGUGCUAAACUGGUGCAAAUGUCCAAGCCAGAAAGCGAGAUUUUGGAUCUGGAAGAUAGGGAUCCGCAACGAAUUAAUCAGCAUCUUGAGGUUUCAUGGGACACUUUAAUAGGAGAACCGCAGUCCCUGAGAAGUCCAGAAUGCGCUUGGACACUAAGCCAGUACUGCUUCAGAUUCUCCAGAAUUGGUGUUUACACUUGCCUAUCGGUAUUGUUUGCACCAAUAGCAGCCUGUUUCGUUGGCACUUGUUAUGCCGUGUUUUAUUUUCAAUAUAUAUGGUGCUCAGUGCCCAGUUUAUGGUUGUGCAAGGCAACUUGCGGAAUUACCCGAUCGUUUGUUAGAGCUUUCACUCAUGGCUGCUUAAUUCCGAUUACCACAGGUUUUGGAUACGUUCUGUCUGAAAUCAAAGUAAAAACUCAAAAAGUUCAAGAACCUGCUGAGACCAAAGAAGAAGAUGAUCAAGUUUUCAUUAUAUAAAUAUACUUUCUUGACGUAAAACUUCUACAUUAAUUGCAUUGGAAAAUCAGUCGAGGUUUAAAAAAACCGUGUUCAAAUCAAAUACUUUAUUAAUUCAUUGAAGCAUUUUUGCGUUAAUUAUUACGUUAUUAUUAGUUUAGUAUUAGUUAGCCAUUCAUUAGCUACUGUUUAAUAACAUUUUUUGACGGAUACUCUUCAACAAUAUGCUUAGUGCAAAUGCAUUAUUUCAUACUGUUUCGUAAAAAAAUAAUUUUCGAUAUGAUGAAAUUGUUUGAAAAGUAUGUGCGACAGAAAAUUUUCGCAUUUUAUGUUAAGUUCAGUAUAUUAAUUUAAACUCAUUUAGUUUCAAAGCCAGCAAAUGAAAUACAUGUUCAUAUAAAUUACAUUUUUGUUACUGUUUAAAUGUAAUCAGUUCAAAUUGGUCAAAAAUCGUUUUAUUUUUCCUUCAUUGAAGUUUUAUUUUGUGGAAUUGCUUUUAAAAUGUAUUAAUGUUAUUUGGAUGCAAGUUAGAACUCACUGAAUGCAAACACGCUUAUAAGUGCAAGCUUCUUCUACCAAUAACAUAUCUAAAUUUCUCGCUUUGGAUAAAUGCAGAAAGCUAAUGAUUUUUUCCAAAAUAUUCACAAAAUCAGAAAGGUUAAAAAUUAAACAAUCAGAAAAUUCCUGUUUACUUAUAGGACAAAGUGUUUGUUUGCAAUUUCACACCAAAUUUAGAAUAUGAGUUAAAUUGCAAAUAAUAACUAAAUGACUCAAAUACAAAAUUUAUCAACAUUCAGAACAGAAAUCGACUAGAAUAUUUUUGCUUAAAUCUAAUAGAAGUUCGUUUAAUUGAAAAUUUGCAUCUGAGUUUGUCGUGUAUCUUUACUAUUGCUCCACAUAUAUAAUUUAAUGUUGAUUUGAAUAAUUAUCGAGCUAAUGAAUACGUGAUAUCGCUCGUUAGUUAGUAAUUAAUAAAACUUUUGACUGUU